Molecule: messenger RNA, 8147 nt
Organism: Patiria miniata (bat star)
Lineage: Eukaryota; Metazoa; Echinodermata; Asteroidea; Valvatida; Asterinidae
Exons: 84
Coding region: 4-6585 (2193 amino acids)
Cellular component (GO): extracellular region
Molecular function (GO): serine-type endopeptidase inhibitor activity; calcium ion binding
Source: RefSeq, a predicted model, not a curated record
AAGAUGGCGACGUCCAGGCUUACACUUCUCUUGCUGGCCGCAAUGACGGCGACUGUCGUCGCUAGGUCGGAACCGGUGUUUAGAUGUCAAGUGUUCCAAACUGACCAGGUCGACUCGCUUCAGUGGCACCCGAGCCCUCUACCAUCCUCACACUUCGGUUUCAACUUCAGAGUUGCUGCCGUUUCCGAUGCGAAAAUUGUACUGUCAGAAAGCAAACACGAUGGCUGUGAUAGAAUCAUUAUCACCAUCGGCGGGAACGACAACUCCCGGUCUUCAAUAGCGCGCCCUCAACAGUCAAACGGUCAGAGUGAAAACACUCCGAAUGAACUGAAGUGCGAACAAUUCAACGAAUAUUGGAUACAAUUUAAUCCAAGUUCGGUACAAGUUGGACGAGGCCAUGAGAAGUCUCCGUUCCUUCAGUUAGAUUUGGAUUCGGGCAAUCGCAUCAACCCCAAAGUCUUGGGCUUCGGAACGAGCGUCAACAGCGUGGGUCUCUUCACCUUCGACGACUUCCAGGAUCACUGGGUUGACCCUUGCUCCCCCAACCCGUGCCUGAAUGGCGGAAUAUGCGAUUCCUCAUCGGGAGAUGGUUACAGGUGUGAUUGCCCAGAGGAGUACAUCGGAGAACACUGCGAAGAACGAGCUUCAAACUGCCCACCAGGAGUUGAAAUGGCGCACUGCUUUGUGGAUCCCUGUCAGUUCGCUGCCUGCGCAGCUGACCCAACGGCAACAUGUGUGUCCAACUACUGCGGUGGAUGCAACCAUGAAUUCCAGGAUAGCAACGGCAAUCCUGUUGAUUGUUCAGUUGACCCGUGCUCCGAAAAGCCUUGCAACUUUGGUGAAUGUAUCCCUGGCAAAGGAGGCGCGUACAGAUGUGAAUGUCACGAAGGCUACAUCGGAGAACACUGCGACCAAAAGCCAUCUCCCAAAACUCGGUCCGGUACAUGUCCACCAGCUCCGCAAGGCAUGAUGGGCAUUUGCCCCGAAGCGUGUUCGCACGACAGCGAUUGCCCAGGGGAGACCGCAAAAUGCUGCUCUAACGGCUGCGGCCACGUCUGCAGGGAACCAAGUAACCCUGUACUUUCUGCUGAUAGCUCAUUUUAUGAGAAGUGGCCAGCUUGCAAACCAGUCCUGUGUGAUAUGUACUGUGGGAACGGAUUUGACACGGAUGAAAACGGUUGCGAGAUAUGCGCGUGCAAGGCUUGCAAACCACUCACUUGUAGAAUGGCAUGUAAAAAUGGGUUCAAGAAGGAUGAAAACGGAUGCGACAUCUGCGAAUGCGAGCCACCAGCUUGCAAACCACUCACUUGUAGAAUGGCAUGUAAAAAUGGGUUCAAGAAGGACAAAGACGGAUGCGGCAUCUGCGAAUGCGAGCAAACGGUUUGCAAACCACUCGCUUGUAGAAUGGCAUGUGAACACGGUCUCAAGAAGGACGAUGACGGAUGCGACAUCUGCGAAUGCGAGGUUCCCAAAACUAGGCCCGGUGUAUGUCCACCAGCUCCGGAAGGCAUGAUGGGGCUUUGCUCUGAAGCGUGUUCGCAAGACAGUGAUUGCCCAGGGGAGACCAUGAAAUGCUGCUCAAACGGCUGCGGCCACGUCUGCAGGGAACCUUGCAGUCCUGUUAUGUGUCUACUAUUCUGUAAGAAUGGAUUUGCCCAGAAUGAAAACGGAUGCGACAUAUGCGAGUGCAAAGAUGAGGAGGAACCCGAGCCGAAAAUCUCGUGCCCAUUGAUCAAGUGCAGCCGGCGGUGUGAUACCUACAAGAAAGACGAGCGUGGAUGCCAUACCUGCCAAUGUGAAGUUCCACAAGACCGCUCUGGUGAAUGCCCCAAAGCACUUGAUGACAUGUUUGGUGCUUGCAGCGAAGAUUGUCGAUAUGACAGCGAUUGCGCCGAUCCAAUGAAAUGUUGUUCGAAUGGCUGCGGUCACACGUGCGUCCAACCUUGCUCACAGGUCAUGUGUAGAUUGGGCUGUAAGAAUGGUUUUAAGAGGGAUGAAAGAGGAUGCGAGAUGUGCGCAUGCGCAGAACCCCGUAAACUUGGGCCGCCAGAAGUUGAAGAAGAAAGCGAAGAAGAAGAAGAGGAAGUCUUCGAGUGUGGCACUGAAGAAGUGACAAUCGCGAAGGAGGUCGACACCACUCAGCCUCAGGACUUCGAAAUCGACAAGGAUGAGCCGUCAGAUGUCAUCUUCCAUUCCGGUGGUGGACAGUUGAUCAAAGUCGAGGUGGAGAAGACAUCCGCGUGCAUCAUGAGCUCCUCUAACGUCAAACUACAGACCGUUGAACUACCAAAGUGGUGCUGGCAACUGCAUUCGCUGCGACUGAUCGUCCGUUUCGUCACAGACGGCUUCAACUGUUUCGUACGAUCUGGAUCGGACGAAACCUCCAUAAUGAAGUACAGGAAGCCGGACCGUGGCGUGUUUACGUGCAGCACUAUUGGAUAUAGAUCCAAGGGCAAGAAACGAUCCAAGCUGCGCUACCGAUACAAAAAACGCAGAGGAUGGGGCAAAAAAGGAAAGAAAGGUCCCAAGAAGCCCAGAAAUAAGAAAGGCAAGAAGCCCAAGCAGAAGUCAAGCACUUCCAGUACUUCCAGCCGCAAAAACAAGAACAAGCCUAAGAACUGGCCCAAGGUUUCAAGUGGCUUGAAACCAAAGAAGAAGCCUAAGCAGAGGUCAAACACUUCCAGUGAUUCCAGCCGCAAAAACAAGAACAAGCCUAAGAACUUGCCCAAGGUUUCAAGUGGCUUGAAACCAAAGAAGAAGCCUAAGCAGAGGUCAAACACUUCCAGUGAUUCCAGCCGCAAGAACAAGAACAAGCCUAAGAACUUGCCCAAGGUUUCAAGUGGCUUGAAACCAAAGAAGAAGCCUAAGCAGAGGUCAAACACUUCCAGUGAUUCCAGCCGCAAGAACAAGAACAAGCCUAAGAACUUGCCCAAGGUUUCAAGUGGCUUGAAACCAAAGAAGAAGCCUAAGCAGAGGUCAAACACUUCCAGUGAUUCCAGCCGCAAGAACAAGAACAAGCCUAAGAACUUGCCCAAGGUUUCAAGUGGCUUGAAACCAAAGAAGAAGCCUAAGCAGAGGUCAAACACUUCCAGUGAUUCCAGCCGCAAGAACAAGAACAAGCCUAAGAACUUGCCCAAGGUUUCAAGUGGCUUGAAACCAAAGAAGAAGCCUAAGCAGAGGUCAAACACUUCCAGUGAUUCCAGCCGCAAAAACAAGAACAAGCCUAAGAACUUGCCCAAGGUUUCAAGUGGCUUGAAACCAAAGAAGAAGCCUAAGCAGAGGUCAAACACUUCCAGUGAUUCCAGCCGCAAGAACAAGAACAAGCCUAAGAACUUGCCCAAGGUUUCAAGUGGCUUGAAACCAAAGAAGAAGCCUAAGCAGAGGUCAAACACUUCCAGUGAUUCCAGCCGCAAGAACAAGAACAAGCCUAAGAACUUGCCCAAGGUUUCAAGUGGCUUGAAACCAAAGAAGAAGCCUAAGCAGAGGUCAAACACUUCCAGUGAUUCCAGCCGCAAGAACAAGAACAAGCCUAAGAACUUGCCCAAGGUUUCAAGUGGCUUGAAACCAAAGAAGAAGCCUAAGCAGAGGUCAAACACUUCCAGUGAUUCCAGCCGCAAGAACAAGAACAAGCCUAAGAACUUGCCCAAGGUUUCAAGUGGCUUGAAACCAAAGAAGAAGCCUAAGCAGAGGUCAAACACUUCCAGUGAUUCCAGCCGCAAAAACAAGAACAAGCCUAAGAACUUGCCCAAGGUUUCAAGUGGCUUGAAACCAAAGAAGAAGCCUAAGCAGAGGUCAAACACUUCCAGUGAUUCCAGCCGCAAGAACAAGAACAAGCCUAAGAACUUGCCCAAGGUUUCAAGUGGCUUGAAACCAAAGAAGAAGCCUAAGCAGAGGUCAAACACUUCCAGUGAUUCCAGCCGCAAGAACAAGAACAAGCCUAAGAACUUGCCCAAGGUUUCAAGUGGCUUGAAACCAAAGAAGAAGCCUAAGCAGAGGUCAAACACUUCCAGUGAUUCCAGCCGCAAGAACAAGAACAAGCCUAAGAACUGGCCCAAGGUUUCAAGUGGCUUGAAACCAAAGAAGAAGCCUAAGCAGAGGUCAAACACUUCCAGUGAUUCCAGCCGCAAGAACAAGAACAAGCCUAAGAACUGGCCCAAGGUUUCAAGUGAAGAAAGCGAAGAAGAAGAAGAGGAAGUCUUCGAGUGUGGCACUGAAGAAGUGACAAUCGCGAAGGAGGUCGACACCACUCAGCCUCAGGACUUCGAAAUCGACAAGGAUGAGCCGUCAGAUGUCAUCUUCCAUUCCGGUGGUGGACAGUUGAUCAAAGUCGAGGUGGAGAAGACAUCCGCGUGCAUCAUGAGCUCCUCUAACGUCAAACUACAGACCGUUGAACUACCAAAGUGGUGCUGGCAACUGCAUUCGCUGCGACUGAUCGUCCGUUUCGUCACAGACGGCUUCAACUGUUUCGUACGAUCUGGAUCGGACGAAACCUCCAUAAUGAAGUACAGGAAGCCGGACCGUGGCGUGUUUACGUGCAGCUCUAUUGGAUAUAGAUCCAACGGCAAGAAACGAUCCAAGCUGCGCUACCGAUACAAAAAACGCAGAGGAUGGGGCAAAAAAGGCACGAAGCCCAAGCAGAAGUCAAACACUUCCAGUGAUUCCAGCCAGAAGAACAAGAACAAGCCUAAGAACUGGCCCAAGGUUUCAAGUGGCUUGAGCCCAAAGAAGAAGCCUAAGCAGAGGUCAAACACUUCCAGUGAUUCCAGCCGCAAGAACAAGAACAAGCCUAAGAACUUGCCCAAGGUUUCAAGUGGCUUGAGCCCAAAGAAGAAGCCUAAGCAGAGGUCAAACACUUCCAGUGAUUCAAGAAAGAAAGCGGCGAAAAAGCUUAAGACUAAAGGACCAAAAAUCAGGAGUGGCGGUUUCAGCUUGAGCCCAAAGAAGAAGCCUAAGCAGAGGUCAAACACUUCCAGUGAUACAAGCCGCAAGAACAAGGACAAGUCUAAGAACAGGCCCAAGGUUUCAAGGGGAAAGAAAGCGGCGAAAAAGCUUAAGACUAAAGGACCAAAAAUCAGGAGUGGCGGUUUCAGCUCAACCUCUCACAACGAUCGAAGCCAACCUAAAGCAAAGAAUCCAAAGAAGAAGCCCAAAGAAAAAGACUCCGGAUUCAAAAACCAUCCCAAAGGAAAACCCCAAAAAAUAUUCCGUGAAUUGGAAGAUGAAGUCUUCGAGAGUAUUCUCGGCCGUGAGUUGAUCAUCGCCGAGGACGUAGACAACAACGUGGCCCAGGAGUUCGAGAUCGAAAGGGGUGAACCUGCGGACGUCAUCUUACAUUCUGCGGGUGGCCAGCUGAUCAAGAUUGAGAUCGAGAGCAGAUAUAUCUACAUCCUGAGCUCGUUUGGUGUCAAACUUAAGACCGCGAAACUGCCAUCCUGGUGCUGGAGUAUCCAAUCCUUGCGACUGAUCGUAAGGUUCGUCACAAACGGCUUCAACGUCUUCUUGCGAUCUUCGUCCGGGGAGACGCAGAUCCUAGAGUACAGAUUGCCCGAGAAGCAAGUCUACGUCUGUGGCCGCAUCGGAUUUCAGGCCAAGGGGAGCAAGAAGUUGAAACUGAACUACAAACACAAAGGAAAAGGAGGAAAGAAGAAGACCUCCAAGAGGCCUAAAAUUCAAGUUGACCAGACGAUCGAAACAGUUGUGGAAGAGACACACCACGUCAGCGAGACCAUCAUUGAGACGAGAGAAGAAGUGGAGAGCAAGAGGAUCGUCAUCGAGCCGGACCAGUACGAGGAGAUUGAGGGUAUCGCUGGCUACGAGACCAGUAUGAGCUUCACCUUCAACCCAGAAGACGGCAUUACAUUCCGGUUAGCUGAGAAGAGGGGCGGCUCGGGCAAAGCACUGCAGUUCGUUAUCGAGAGCGAGUGGAGCUAUAUGCAGUACAACGGACAAGGCCUGGGUGACAAAUUCGCGACGCGAGGUGGCGUCCUCAACAGCGGCAAGAAAUCCUUCUUGAUCAAGCUGCCGGGCUCCUCCGGCGGCGAGUUCUGGUUCGAACUCUGGUUCGAGGGUGAAAGCAGCGCAUACAUGAGACAGAUGGUCACUGACACGUCUUUCCGUCCGAGAUACAUCGACGUGGCCAUCCACGUGAUGCAGGUUGAGGAACAAACAGUGGAAAUAACCUAUCCAAAUUGGAUCGACGUCGGGGCCGUGACGGACCAGCAAUUCCGGUUUGAGGUGGAAUCGGCCGAGGUUGCUUUGAUAGCUAUACAGGCUAACAACCCGGCACUUGGGCAGUUAGUUGCAGAGUUUGGUAGUCCGAGCAAUCCAGGCUGUAGAAUCCAGAAAUGCAAGGACCUUCAUGCGACCGACUGCCAGACCGUCAGGGAAUCAUCAGCCGCAUGCCAUCUCGCUGCCAAACGCUCCAUUUGGGCGCAGCUCGUAGAUGGUGAAUUCUGCAUGGGCCUGGUGGGCGACAACAAGCCAAUUGCCAGCUACAGCGGGGUGAGCUGGUUGGGCGACGCGGGCGAGUCCAAGAAAUUGGCCAUUGGAACGCGUGGCGAUGGCGCCUGGAAAAUGGCCGGCUAAACGACGUGGGCUUGAUUGACAGAUAACACCCAUUGACUUUUCGAACAUUUGCUUCCCUUUUUUAAAAAGAUUUUAUCAAGAUAAUGGGUAAGAUUUCUUGCAAAACGUUAGGUAGUGGUCAUUAUAGAUUUUUCCCCCCUUCAUACAUGUUUCCGAUUUGGGCAAUAGGUUUUAGUUUGAAAGAAGAAUAGAGUCGAAGAAGAAUAGAGAAUAGAGUAAUUUAAAAAAAAAUAGUGGGAGAUACUAUAGUAUUUUUUAAUCUUGAUGUUGUAGUUUCAAUUCAAUUUACACCCCAAAGUACCAUGUUUAAUUAUUUUGUUGACUAUACACCUGUAUUGAAUCAAGCUAGUAAAUUAUCCCUGAAAAGUUGAUAAUGUGCCCCUCCAUGAAAAGAAAAUGUACUUAUGAACAAAGCCUAAUUCGAGGCAAAUUCGUUCCCCUGAAAUACUUCGACACAAGUCAUAUUGCUCGUGCAAGAAAGUGUAUUUUUAAAUUCAGUAGCGAGAUAAGCAAAGAGACUCAUAUCCAGUGUCCUCUAUUUGUUUUUAUGCAGAAAUUAAGUAUUUGAUAAUUGAAAUAAAGAGACAAUGAAAAGUUCACGUAAAUUGUAAAGAAUAGUUUGCAUGAUCCCAAAGCCAGCUUACAUUGCACCAUCCGAUAUUUGUAAAAGAAAAAAACGGAUUUUGUUUUCCUUUUAAAUUUGGUUGUGGCAUCAUGACUUUCUUCAACAUGGGAUAUUGUUUUGUUUUGAUUACCUUUUCAUGAAGACUAAUUAAUCCGCUUGUCAUGCAGUCUUCUCAUUAAGAAAUGUUUCAACCGAUAUAUAUUUUUAUUUUGGUAUAAUUAGGAUACAAUUUAAAAAAAAAAGCCCAUAAAUGUAAACCACGAUAAACAAUAUAGACUUGUACUUGUCAAAUGUGGUAGUCUAUUCCCAAUUCAACAUCGAUGUAUUGACGUUCAAUAUAUUUAUUAAAAUACAAAAGAUUCAAAUCGAUUUUCAUAUUAUCAAAAUUACGUUUGUUGAAAGAGUACGCACAAUCCAACUAUUCUAAGAAUAGAACACGUAUUCAAGAACACCCUCAUCAGAACCUGAACAGUAUGAUGCCAAUUGUAUAAAAUAAUAUCCAUGAAAAUUUGAAUUUUUACUCGCUACAGCUAUUACAACAAUUUAAUUUCACAAACAUUGAUUAAUAAUAAGUGGAUUAUAUAAAAUCCAUAAACUGAGCUCGAAACGCAUGCAAUGUGAGAUUCAUAAUAAUUAAUGGGAUUUAUUGCAGAUUCAUGUAUCAGAAAACCCAGGAUCAAGUGAUUCAACUUACAAAUGUACUUUCCCCGAUAAUAGCUCAAGGUUUCGGUUUCAUUUGUCAUGAAAAGUUUUCCAAGCAGUUGUAAACGUUUGGUCCAUCCUUUUAAUUUUACAAAUAAUUAACAUCUAUAAAAUAUUCUUAAGAUUAAAACGGUACUGUUUUCGUUUUGGUGUUGGGUUUCACGUUUUACUAAUACAUACAUAAGAGUUGAUUAGUUCACGGUUAAAGGGUAUAAUAAAUAACGCAAGCAUUGAU